Molecule: messenger RNA, 1195 nt
Organism: Macrobrachium nipponense
Lineage: Eukaryota; Metazoa; Arthropoda; Malacostraca; Decapoda; Palaemonidae
Exons: 4
Coding region: 316-870 (184 amino acids)
Source: RefSeq, a predicted model, not a curated record
AGUAUCCGAUGAACUGUGAUAAGCGGAGGAAGUCCACUGAUUACGGAACUGUAUUGAACUGCAGUGGAGUGGCAAAGGGAAGAGGUAACGAGCAACCAAGUUUUAACCAAGAAGCACAUACUAAAAUUUUGGAACUAAACGGCCAGUCGACAAUGGCCAAAUAACUUCAAAUGCAAGGAAAAUGAAUCCUAGAUCCGAGAGGGUGUUUCAGACCCAAAUACAAGAAAACAGAAUCAAGCAAGCAAGGCAAGAUGAGUCUGCUGAAGUGUCAGAGGUAUAAAUAUCUCCAAGAUACCCAGUGAUUUUAACCUGGACAUGUAUUCCACCUGUACCAACAAGAAUGACAAAAUUCGCCAGAAUGCCAUAAAGGUUAUGCAGUCUACUGGGACACUAGGGUUUCCUGAAAUCGCCAUGGAAACGAAGAUGCUGCUAUUUCUACUCUUGUCUUCAGCUAGAAUUCAGACGACUGCUUCAUCGUUCGCAAGUAUGGUUGGAGGCCGUCUUAAAAUCAGCCCAGAAGUCAGACUAACAGGUCAGACAAUAGGAGAGAUUUCAGACAACGCAAUGACUGGACACACCAUCUUUAUUUACAAUGUUCUUUUAAAUGAGAAGGACCUUGACCACCUGGUCGAGAUCGUGCAAAGGAAAACGGCGUCGUUAUCCAUCUACAACCAAAGAGAAUGGGACCGAUUCUUCUGGUCUCCCAUCGUAGAAAACGGACACAACUACAAGAAGAUCACCAACUUAGUAGUUUACGGGAUACAAGACUUCAUGUACAUGAGGCAAUUGCUUUGCAAGGCGAGGGUGUUUAUAGUUGCUAUUUGCUUCGAUUCUUUAGAUACUAUUCUUAUGAGCUCGAAGAUUAUAUGAAAUAGAGUUCUAAUACAAAUCUCCUUCCACUUUUUGUAAUGUCUUUAGAUGUUUAUUACUUGUUUAAUUUUUUCUAGUAACGAUAUUUUUUACCUCAUUUUACUUCUAUCUAACGAAUAUCUUAUUCAUUGGAAGCUUGAGUUUAAAGUUACUGACCCCAUAGUUGGCUUGAUCCAUAUGAAUAUGGUUCAUUUUCUGAAUAUAAUAAUAUUUAAGACUAUUUCAUUAGCUUAUUGUUUACACGUUACUUAAAAUUGAUAAUACAUGCAUUGUAGCAACAGUGUCUUACAAAUAUUUAAGGUAAAGCCUAUAGGAAGAGUGUAAC